This is a messenger RNA of Anopheles coluzzii, 7497 nucleotides long. RefSeq names its product GATA zinc finger domain-containing protein 14-like. NCBI's taxonomy places the organism in Eukaryota, Metazoa, Arthropoda, Insecta, Diptera, Culicidae. The record is from RefSeq and is a predicted model, not a curated record. The transcript is spliced from 2 exons. The coding region runs from base 2550 to 4205 and encodes 551 amino acids.
UCAUUGGGCGUGGGUAAUAAGCUCUUGUUCUUACCUGAAAGGCACCCAGACGAAUGAAUUCCGGGAUUUUUGGAGCUUCGAUUGUCAGAAGAAAAGAGUUUGUUGGUGUGAUCACUUGGUUUUUUUUUUCGUAUAAAGCGCUGAACCUCCACUAUAAUUUGUUCUUUUAGUUCUUCCAUGAUAUCGCUAUCGGGCAUUCCGGAUAAUUCCGUGGCAUAGAUUACGCAUUGAACCGAAUUCAUCGUUACGUGCGGUACAAUUGAGACUUUGGUGCCAUCAAUAAGUUGUGUCAUUUUUUGUAUUUUUUCAAACUGUUUAGCGGAGCGGGUCUUUAUCAGUACUUUAGAGCCGUUUUCUAUUUUGAUUGCCGGUAGGAAAUUUCCAAUCAUGUUUUCGAUACUUUUUCCAAUUACAAAAGGGUUGUUUGGGAAGGUUUUAGCAUCUACUAGACUCAUGACCAAAUAUUUCAGUAUGCCCGAAUUACCGGUACGGUCCAUCCAUAUCGACAUUAAUGGGUUUCUAUUUUCCCUUGGAUUCGGGGGCCCCAUCACCUCUGCACUAAGCACCAGCUGUUCGUUUUUUCCCCCUGAAAUGAGAGGAGAGACAAAAAACAGGCCACCUGCAAACUACAGUCAACCCAGAAAAACACGUUCACACACGUUUGUAUUCGCUGCCGUGCUGAAACUGAUUUUUGGAAAGUCCCUGCAAACACUUUCUCAGUGAGAAAUUCUCAUACACAUACGGUAUUGCGGCUGUUGGUGUUUUUUUGUUUUCAGAGUGGUGAGCGUAGUACGGACAUGUCUGAACUGGACCACGAUCAACACACGACUGCUUUUAAAUUUUUGUCUGUGUAUGAUGUGUGCUUGUGGCUUUUGUAACGGGUUUUCUUUGAUGGUUAAACGCAGCGUUCUGCUCUGUGUUCUGUUCAUUGUGUAGCAUAUCUGCUAUACAGAACAUAUUGUAAUACACACUAUCAGCUAUAAACACAUUGUAACACACUUUGGAAAGCCAAACCACACCAUUGUAACACAUUCGUUAUAACACAUUCAGUAAAUCAGAUCAUACCAUAGCACCGCAACCGGAAGAGUUCAGGCCGUCCAUUCAAACAAAUAACAGAUGUGACACACUUAUCCAAAACACAUUACAUGGCGACCGUGACCUCAAUCUGCAAUCGACAGGCAGAAGUGUAAGCAAAUUAUUUCAAGUAAAAUGUGAUACGUACAACGGUAACGUAAAGCGUAAGUGUCGUGUGACGAACCAAAAGUAUUGUGACCAUAACCGGCAUUCGACGGAAAGUGAAAAAAAAAGUGUCAAAUGUGCAUUUUUUUAUUACGGAACAUUCAUCAACGCAGCUGCCGCAAGUAACCCAUAUAUAAACAAAAACAAUAACGAUGAAAGAACAGCUACAAGCAAGUCCCGUACAGUGCAGAAUGAAAAAUAAAAACAUUUAGUGCAGUGUAAGUGCGAAAUGAAUGUUUAAUUGAUGAACAAACAUUAACCGUACACAGUGUUGUGAGAACCUACCUAAAUGUGUAAAAACGUAUUAACGCUCAUGCGAUCGGUUUACCUAGUAGAGUAACCUUGAAAUGGGAAACUAUAGAAAAAAAGCUAACUUUUAACAACAACCCAAGUUCAGCACAGUACAGUAUAGCAAUCUAUACGAUUCUUGGAGCAAGUGAUAUGGAAUGAUAAAGUGCAGUGCAAAACAAGCUGUGGUCAGUGUGAUUGAAUGGAACAACCGUCCCCACCGAGGAAGACGAAAAGAAAAACCGAGCCCACCGCCCAAUAUGGAUUGGCAGACGAGAAUGGACAAGUGUCUCAACCCCGACAAGACAUCGAGCGACGACUGAUGACAUCGCAGAACUUCACAUCUAACAUCGAGUAUGUACCUAGCACCGAUUUAACACCUUGCACCGGUAAAAAUGCAGCGUAGCAUCAUCAUCAGCAGCAGCAACAUUAAAUACAUGUUAUGUAUUUAAAUAAGGUACCGUAAAUUCAAAAUUUUACUGAUGAGGCUGCAUAAAUUUGCAAAAUCAGCAGAAAAAACAGUUUAAGAAUAUAUUCCCCUUGCAUGACAGAUACAAAUAGGAUAUCAAAUUAAUCCACAACAAACAUAAGACGCAAAAAUGACAAAAUCAAAUUUUAACGUAAAUACGAAGAUAAGCCAAGCAUUAGAGCUUGCGAUGCAUAAGAUAUGCCUAAUAGCAAAGAAACACAAAAGAAUCAAACUAAAACUAUCAAUGAUAACAUAUUUAAAGAUUACUUGCUGACAAUUCAAGAAGUAUCAAACAAAUCUAUUUUCAAUACCGAUUUUAUCUUACAUAAGAAGAACUACUAGACCACUAGAUUGAGAAGAAGGUUUAAUAACCCCUACAGAAAACUAUAUUUGGCGUAUAAAUCCAGUACAAAAAGCAAUAACAUAUGAAUGAAAAAAAAAAUUAAGACCAUGUUAGAAAUUAACAGCAAAAAAAAUUAUCUUAAAGUAAAAUAUCGAUCAAUUUAAGAUUUUAAAUCAUUUAAAUGAACUAAAACUAACAAAAAUAAUAAAAAUGGCUAAAUUUGAUCUUGAAACAGCCAUAGGUCUUGUACCAAUGUACGAUGGUUCUUCUGAUACUUUUGACACAUUUGAAGACGCAUCAAAGUUUUUGUUUGAACUAAAUCCAAACCAUGAAGCGAUGCUUAUAAAAUUCCUACGAACCAGACUGAUUGGUAAAGCAAGAAUAGGGCUACCUAGCAAUAUUACAUCUUUUACAGAGCUUAUAAACGACAUCAAAAGAAGAUGUAAAGAAAAACUAACACCCGACAGGAUUAUAGUGGAAUUGAAAUCCAUUACAUCAAAGGAUACACAAACAAUUUGCCAGAAAGUUGAAAUGCUUACAGAAAAACUCAAUUUAAUUUACCUAGAAUUAGAAUUCCCAGAAAAAAUUGCAAGCGAUAUGGCAAUCAAACAAGGGAUAGAAACUCUAAAACAAAAGAUUUCAAAUGAAGAAACUAAAAUGAUCUUGAAGAUUGGUACUUUCUUAACGAUAACAGAUGCAACUCAAAAAGUAUUGGAAAAUGAAUGCGAGGAAAUCAAUAAAAAUAGUUAUCAAUUUAACACACAUGGCUAUAGUCUAAACCAUGAAUACCCGCAAAGAAACAACCAGCUUAAUUACCAAUUUUUUCCAAAUUUGAAUCAAUCAUUAACUACUCAAACAACACCCAACAACUAUAGUUAUAGAAAUAAUAACAACUUCAGUUUCUACAAACGCCACCAUCAGUUAAAGAAUUGUAGUAGUCAGAGUCAAGUUAAUCAAGGAUAUAAUAAUCGCGAAUACAAUUAUAGCAAUAGUAUUCAGAACAGAUCCAAUAAUAUGCAAUGUUAUUACAUCAGAACAGAACAGAACAGAAAUGAACAGAUCAAUAAUAACAAUCAAUUACAUAAGAAUCAUAUUUACCACCAAAAUGAUGAAGAUUAUAGAAAUACUAAUCAAAUAAAUGACCAAGUUAAAAAAUAUUAUAGAAAUAUUAACAGCAAAGCAAACUAUAAUGACAGAAAAUAUGAAGAUAAAUCAAAAAGAAGACAUACAUUAAAAAAUGAAACAAAUAAUGAUAUGAAAAGGUCAAGAGACGACUCAAAAAGAAUAAUGAAAGUGAACGAUAAAUUCACAAAAGAAUAUGAAAAUGAUACUAACAAUGAUUAUAACCAUAAAAACAUGCAACAUAUACAAAUGAUUACAAUAAGCAAUGACAAUGAGAAAAAUAUGGUUGAAAAACAAGUAACAGAUAGUUUAAUACUGCUAGACAACAUGGAAAUGAGUGAUGAAAUUAAUUGCAACGACAAUCAUGCAACUGAGCCAAAACAUUUAAAGAAAAGAAAACGUAACAUCAAAUCAAAGAAAAAGUUUAUAAAUGAAUUAAACAAUGAAUUAUAUUGCCACGAUAAUAAGACUAGAAAAAUGAAUUAUUUCACAUUAUGUGAAGAAAAUGUAAAAGAACCAAGAAAUAAUGUUACUUACGACAAGAUUCUAAAAGAGCUCAAAGAAAAAUUUCAUAAUGUUAUCUCCAUGCAAAAAGUCAUAAGAUCUAUAAAAGCAGAAAACUCUAGAAACGAACCCAACAAAGGAAUCAUAGGAAAUUCAAAAUAUUUUAGGAGAAAAUUAAAUAUUCACAGUUCUUUAUCUCUAGAUAAUAGAUCUAUUUACAUAAAAUAUUACCCACCUUAAGAGAAAAGUAAUGAUUUAAUUAGUAAACCAAAAAAGCAUAACAAAUACUCAGUUUAAUUAAAUGAAAAGAAUAACUUCAAACAAUUUCAUUAUUUUCGUUAUUCUCCUAAAGGGAGGAGGUGUAGCAUAUCUGCUAUACAGAACAUAUUGUAAUACACACUAUCAGCUAUAAACACAUUGUAACACACUUUGGAAAGCCAAACCACACCAUUGUAACACAUUCAUUAUAACACAUUCAGUAAAUCAGAUCAUACCAUACACACCCGGAAGUCUCAGGCCACACCGUUCAUAUAAAACAAUUGUGACACACUUAUCAGAACCAACCGAAACGUACAACAUAAGCAGGAACAGUUAAUGCAUUAUAACCCAAAGCAGGAACAGUAUAAUCAUUAAACCCAAAACAGGAACUUAGUGACAAGAACCAUCGUUCUUGUCAACAAAAGACAAACGUAACUAGCUGAGUGAAAACAAUAACUUUCCAACAUACAACCCGGAACCAAAUGUGAGAAACCCUUAACUUCAUUUGAGUAUAAAUAAAACCAACUCCGAUGGUAUGAUCUGAUUUACUGAAUGUGUUAUAAUGAAUGUGUUACAAUGGUGUGGUUUGGCUUUCCAAAGUGUGUUACAAUGUGUUUAUAGCUGAUAGUGUGUAUUACAAUAUGUUCUGUAUAGCAGAUAUGCUACAAUUGGAUUUUAGCAGAGAGUGUCUCCGCGUUUUUUCGAUGAGCUCUUGCACCGACCAUCCACACCAAGAUAACGAAACACUGACCUACCGCGACGGUACUCCAUGUACAGUUGUACGAUCAUCACAUUACAGAAGGCUAACCCCAAUAAUGGAGACACGAUCUAUGAGAAAAAGGACCACACGAUUGCCCGAGGAGGGAGCCCCUACUGGAGCUGGGCCUGGGACGGGAGACAGAGCAAGCAUCCAGCGGCUGGAAGAUGAAAUGGUGCAAGAGCGUUCUUUCAGUCAACGGGCUCUGCCCGUACCACGAACGCAAAACAGAAACGGCAGCACUAUAAAUCACCAAGGCAAUGCUGCAUCUGCUAAUGUUGCUGUGGCUGAUAGACAACAGUCACUCAUUUUGGCAGGAGGCCGACGGCAGCGGAUUAUGUGGACGAGAGAGAUGAACCAUUACGUGAUCCGUUGCUACUAUGUUUACACGAGGAUGGAGACGGACAUGCCCGGCAGAGCGAAGAUGCUGGGUAUGUUCAAUGAUCGUUUCCCUCGGUUUGCGCACCAGCUUGAUCUGAACAAGUUGUAUACACGGCAGCGAGCUAUUAUUUCGCCUGAGGAACUUGAGUUCAUCAAGCUGGCGGUGAGGAGGGAAUUUGGAGAGGAAGAGGCAGGCUCGCGCGAGUCGAGUAGGAUUUCUGCUAGGCUUAAUACAAUAGACCAAAAUACAUCAAGGGCGAGUGAGGAUCGUGAUUUGGAUGAACCCACCGCUCCAGGAUUGUCAGUGGAUAUCCAACACCAGAUGGCCACAGCUGUUACGCAGUUCCAUGGGACAGACCCGUUGUCUCGUCACCGACUACCAAAACUGCAUUAUUCUUACCGCCUGAAAACAGCAGUAAGCAUCAUAAACCAAGAUGUUCUACCUCAGUAUUUGGAUAGCGUAGGGAGCAUUGAGGAUCUGCAGUUAAUUGUGUAUUCGGCUGCGGUGGCUGUUGUACGAACGCUAUGAUUGCGGAUCUAUCCGCAAGGAGACAGCGAAGGUCGACCAUGCUCCAAGGCUGAAAAGCCCGCCUGGAUGCGACGUCUAGAAAACCGGAUCAACGCAACACGGACAAAGAUUGGUCGAUUGCAGGAAUAUCAACGGGGAAAUCGAUCUGUGACUUCGUCAGAUUGCUGAAAUUGUUAAACCUAAAGAACUACGAGACCUCAAUGGAACCCCAUGAGAUUUAUCAGUCCAACUUUAACCAUGAUGGUCUAAAAAGUGAAGCAACUUCGUUUAGCAGCGUGCACGAUCAAAGAAAGGCACCACGUAGUGUCUAAAACGGAAACCGUACGGCAGUUUGUGGACGUCGGGAAAGCCUGUUCCGUAAUCUACAAUAUAUUGGCACUAUAAGACAAGGCACUUCGUAAGGCCGUCGAUUAAUUUUUGCUAGUAAGAUUGAAUAAUUACCUUUCAAGGGAUGUUUAUGGAAAGAAAUUUUCUCUUUUAGUUUUUUUUUCUACACUCAGCCGAAAAUAGUCCAUUUUUUUAAAUUGCAUACGAGUAACUUGAUGGGUAACUGCUCCAAUAAAAGUAAGGACAUGUUAUGGCCCUUAUGGUCCCGUAGAUCGUCGCCGAUGACACACAACGAUCUUAGAUCAAAGUGUGUGUAUGCGAUUUACAUGAAGGUCAGCGAUCGCGCGAUCGGCACGUUUCGUAUGUGCCGAUCAGAUCAGAAUAGCAUGGUACGCUUGUUAUGUUUCGGACGGCGGAAAAAGAACGUUUGGUUGCUGAAUAACGAACGAAUUUAAUUUCUGUUUCAAUCAAUUUCAUCAGUUUAUGAUGGAGAGGAUAGAGAAGGGAAGGGCUCUGAAAAUGCAACCUAGCAAUGGAGUGGGUUGCAUCGUCGAACCACGAUCGAAACAUAAUUAUUGCAGUUCAGCAAUAUACCACACUGGCAUCUGUAGCGUGUUGCAGCGUUAUCUGCCUUUCAUUAUUACCGCAGCUAGUACACAGCAUCACACAGGAACAGUUGGAGUCCGACAGGUUUGCCAGCCGAAGCACAAAAUAUCGGACGGUACCAAUUAAUCACACGAUGGUAUACGACUCAUAAUAAUCGAAUAUCUAGUUUGUGUAUAAGAUAGGUUAAUGCCAAACGCAAAAAAUAGAUUUGAACACAUUUUAAACUAUUUUUGUGUGUUUUCAAAUGUAAAACAAGUUGGUUGACUGAGUCAAAUGAGCUACUUUGAUCUACACGGAGUGAAGUUUUGAGCUAUUUUUCGUCGCGCGCGACGUUGUCGCUCUAUGUCUAUUUGAACGGUUACCAUGUCUCUUGGACUUUCGAUGAAAAUGUCUAGCGGCAACUGGGUACGAACUGUUAGCCUAACUUAGUCAUUCUAUCCACCUGACUAUUCAGCAAUAGCAAUCGACGGCUUUCGUAUGAUGUGUGCGUGAGUUACGGGAUCGCUGAUCAGAGGAUCGAAGGAGAGAGUUCUAAAUAGACGGAGCACGCAUGCAGUGAUGAGUUUCAUUCGUGCGACUGAGUUAAAGCAAAUAGGAUUAAACGGGCUCGUGUUAAUAAUAAUAAAGUGUUGUGGCUCAUUUCUAGAAAGCCGCACUAGAACAACAAUUAUCAA